Gamsiella multidivaricata is the source of this 465-nucleotide messenger RNA. RefSeq lists its product as uncharacterized. The coding region runs from base 1 to 465 and encodes 154 amino acids. The transcript has 2 exons. NCBI's taxonomy places the organism in Eukaryota, Fungi, Mortierellomycota, Mortierellomycetes, Mortierellales, Mortierellaceae. The record is from RefSeq and is a predicted model, not a curated record.
AUGAAGUUCUCUCUCUCCGUUGCCGUUCUCGCCCUUGUUGCCUCCCAGGCCAUGGCCGUUGUCCCUGUCCCCGUCAAGGAGUGCACGAAAACUGUCGUUGUCCAGCCUACCGAUAUUGGCUGUGAUGCCUUUGCUAUCGCCAACGGAAUCACGUUUGCGCAGCUUCUCAAGUGGAACCUCAAGCUGAGAACUGACUGCGCUAAUCUCGAUGUCGGUGCUCCCCUCUGUGUCUCUAUCACCGCUGGCGGUGGCGGCAACAGCACCCAGACCGGCACUGUUACCGGUACUGCCACUGGCAAGCCCGCCGCCUCAGUCACCCUUCACACCACCACCGCCGCUGCCACUACCACUUCCGUUCCUACUAGCGCUCCUAUAACAAGCAAGCCCAGUGGUGCAAAUGGUAACAGGGCAUCUAUGGUCCUCGGCGCUGCGGGUGUUCUCUUGUCAGUUGUUUACAUGCUCUAA